UCAAAUUGAGAUUGAAUUGAACAACUCCCCGUUGAGAUUCCCGGAAGCUUCUUCGAUCCUCGAUUCUCCGCCACUGUAUUUUUUUCCAACGCGGAAUUCGGGGAUUGGAGGAAAUCUAGCCCGGAACAAAUCCAGGAAAUCCUUUUUCCCCUGUCGAAUUAUCCUCGUCGGAGCUCUCUCUCUCUCUCUCUCUCUCUCUCUCUCUCUCUCCAUAGACAAACAAGAAAGAGAUGGGGACUCCGGCGUUUCCGAAUCUGGGGAAACACUGCAGCGUUGACGAUUGCCGCCAGAUCGAUUUCCUCCCCUUUACAUGCGAUUGCUGCCAAAAGGUGUACUGUCUCGAUCACCGAAGCUACAGUCGGCAUCAAUGUCCGAAAGGCAACAAACACGAUGUCACCGUCGUCAUCUGCCCCCUCUGUGCAAAAGGGGUCCGAUUAAUCCCCGAGGAAGAUGCCAACAUCACGUGGGAAUCACACGUAAACACAGAAUGCGAUCCAUCAAAUUACGAACAAGCCACCAAGAAAAAGAAAUGCCCCGUGCCUCGAUGCAGAGAGAUUCUAACAUUCUCGAACAAAAUCAAAUGCAGGGAUUGUGAUAUCGACCAUUGUCUGAAACACCGAUUCGGGCCCGACCACACAUGUCCUGGGCCUAAAAAGCCCGAACCCGCGUAUCAGUUCAUGGGCAGCUUUCUCAAUAGAAGCAAGAAAGAUCAGCCAAGAAAAGAAGCUGCUGCAGCCGCCACGUCAUCAAAUUGGGCCUCGAGUUUUCUCAAGGUAGCUUCAUCAAAUUGGGCGAAAUUGAGCAACGAGUUUAGUCAGACGUUGAGUACUACUACUAACGGAACAGGACAGAGCAGCGGUAGUAGUAGUAGUAGUAGUAGCCAGAGUGGAAAAACGGAAGUUUGCCCACAGUGCAAGUUGAGAUUCGCUAAUGUAGGAGCUCUUGUGGAACAUGUGGAGAGAGUUCACGAACGGAACGGGGUUAUGAAGGUGACCCUUGAUGUGUGCCCUAAAUGCAGUAAAGGAUUCCGGGAUCCCGUUUUGCUUGUACAGCAUGUGGAGAGAGAGCACGGAGGUGUAUCGAAAGCUUAAAAUCGGAAAGUGAGUUGUUGUCAAAUGUUUGUUUGGGAAUUUAAUUGUGUGCACAGCAGUAAGCUAUUCUUUGAUUUGGAUUGUGUUGUUUUUAAACACAUGUUGUACUAUGUAGUUAGUUAAAGACAAGUUUGGCCUUCUUCUUCUGAAUAUUCACGAAUUCUAAAUUCUACAAUUCUUUCUCAGACCCUUUUAAAGGGCUACAAGAAAA
Messenger RNA from Erythranthe guttata (spotted monkey flower), 1302 nucleotides. RefSeq names its product zinc finger (C2H2 type, AN1-like) family protein. Gene Ontology annotation, molecular function: zinc ion binding. The record is from RefSeq and is a predicted model, not a curated record. NCBI's taxonomy places the organism in Eukaryota, Viridiplantae, Streptophyta, Magnoliopsida, Lamiales, Phrymaceae. Gene Ontology annotation, cellular component: cytoplasm.